Molecule: messenger RNA, 8115 nt
Organism: Trichechus manatus latirostris (Florida manatee)
Lineage: Eukaryota; Metazoa; Chordata; Mammalia; Sirenia; Trichechidae
Gene: PUS10
Product: pseudouridine synthase 10
Exons: 17
Coding region: 428-2017 (529 amino acids)
Biological process (GO): tRNA pseudouridine synthesis
Molecular function (GO): pseudouridine synthase activity; RNA binding
Source: RefSeq, a predicted model, not a curated record
AUUGUCGGUCUGGGGCCAGAACCCCUCAGGCCCGGAGGAGGGCCCGGAUGGGGCAGUUAUACCCGCGGGGAAGAUGGGGUGUGUCGCGAAAGUCCAGGCUUUUCAACAGAUUUCCCUUGAAACAGCAGAGGAGAGUUUAUUCAGUCCUCGCGAGAGGGAGCUGGUACUUUGGUCCUAAAGCUCUCGUUUCCUGGGGGAACAGAAUCGCUAGACGCAAUAGGUGCGCAGUGUUUCGUCUUCCCCGUUCCUGAGGGGCGGAAGGAGUUCCAGUCUCCGUGUGGUGGGAGAAGGUGAGGCGGCGAGGUCUGAAGUGCGGGUGCGGACGGUGCGGGGCCCGUGUGGAGGCUGCGGGGCCCGUGUGGAGGCUGCGGGUCGUCUCCCUCUUGCUGGAGCGGCUUUUAGCAAGGAGAGGAUACAAUUGUUCAGUAUGUUUCCACUGAUUGCGGAGAACAAGCGUGUGGCCUGGCUGCUGCUCAGUACUGGCACCUGUCCAAGGUGCAUCUUCAGAUUCUGUGCUGUGGAUUUUCAUGCACCUUACAAACUUCCGUACAAGGAGUUGCUCGAUGAACUACAGAAAUUCUUGGAAACUGAAAAAGAUACAUUGAUUAUGGAAGUUCCAAACCCACCUCUCAAGAAAAUUCGACUAGAAGAAUCGGAAGAUGCGAUCGAUAAUCUGAAUCAAAAUGGAGAGGGAAGGAUCUCUGUUACUGGAGAUGGAAGCAUCGCUUCCAAGAACUCAAAUAUAAAUGUAUGCAAUGUAUGCCUAGGAAUUCUUCAAGAAUUCUGUGAAAAAGAAUUCAUUAAAAAGGUGUGCCGAAAGGUUGAGGCUUCUGGGUUUGAAUUUACCAACUUGGUAUUUUCAGUCUCCUUCCCACCACAGCUCUCUGUGAGAGAGCAUGCUGCGUGGUUGCUGGUAAAACAGGAAAUGGGAAAGCAGAGUCGGUCGCUGGGAAGAAAUGAUAUAGUUCAGCUCAAAGAAGCCUACAAAUGGAUAACUCACCCCCUGUUUUCAGAGGAACUGGGCGUUCCCGUUGAUGGCAAGAGCUUGUUUGAAGUGAGUGUGGUCUUUGCUCACCCAGCAACAGUCGAGGAUUGCCACUUCCUACGUGCGAUAUGCCCAGAUUGCUUCAAGCCAGCUAAAAACAAACAGUCAGUAUUUACUAGAAUGGCAGUCAUGAAAGCUUUGAAUAAGAUCAAAGAAGAGGACUUCCGCAAGCAGUUUCCUUGUCCUCCAAACUCACCAAAGGCUGUAUGCACUGUUCUUGACAUUGAAUGUGCUCAUGGUGCUGUUUUUGUGGCUGGGAGAUAUAAUAAAUACUCCAGGAAUCUACCACAAACUCCUUGGAUAAUUGAUGGAGAAAGGAAGCUGGAGUCUUCCGUAGAAGAAUUAAUUUCAGAUCAUCUGUUGACAGUAUUCAAAGCAGAGAGUUUUAAUUUUUCAUCCUCUGGAAGAGAAGAUGUUGAUGUGAGAACGUUAGGAAAUGGAAGGCCCUUUGCAGUUGAGCUGGUGAAUCCUCAUAGAGUACAUUUCACUUCACAGGACAUUAAGGAGCUUCAGCAGAAAAUUAAUAACUCGUCUGACAAAAUCCAAGUGCGGGACUUGCAGCUUGUCACAAGAGAGGCAAUAGGACAUAUGAAAGAAGGUGAAGAAGAAAAGACCAAGACCUACAGUGCCUUAAUAUGGACAAACAAAGCAAUAGGGAAGGAAGACAUCGAAUUCCUAGAUGACAUAAAGGACCUAAAAAUUGACCAGAAAACACCUCUCCGGGUCCUCCACCGGAGGCCCUUGGCGGUGAGAACUCGGAUCGUUCACACCAUGGAGACCCGCUAUGUGGACGAGCAUCACUUCCGUCUGCAUCUGAAGACUCAGGCCGGAACCUACAUUAAAGAGUUUGUCCACGGAGACUUUGGCAGGACCAAGCCAAACAUCGGUUCCCUGAUGAAUGUGGCUGCAGACAUUCUUGAGCUGGAUGUUGAGGUAAACUCAUUUACCGAGGGGCGCUCACUGGCACACUGAGAUGCCGAAUUCAGCCGCCUAUGAAAUGGUGGUGUUCACCUUCAUAGGUAUUCAACAAUGGUCAAAAUGUCAUCGUAUUGAAGAAAGGUGGUAUCUUUGCAGUUUUUAUUUCUUUAAAAAAAAAAGGCAAGGUCUCACUUACGACCCUUGCAGAAGGUUUGGCUAACUUACUAACUGUGCUUUGCAUAUGGUGCCACAUCUGAAGCCUUUACACCAAGUAAGGAGAUGAAGUUGAAGUGCCCUUCGUGUGGCAUUUACCCUCUAGGAAGUUAAAUCCUUGCAUAUACAUUGUAUUUUUAUCAAUACUUGUUUUGUCUGACAAAGAAUUUAAGGCGGCCUAACACAGAAACAUAUUCAGGAUAGAGGUAGAAAGUAGAAUGGGCCAAUGGUUAUUAGCAAAACAGUUUAAUAAGGGACCCGCGUAAUGUGGUCCAAGUUGUCAACUUAGUCUGAAUUCAAACAAGGGUAAACUGUAGAGCAAUCAGAGGAGUGGACAGAGUGGGUCUUUCAGGCAGUUCUCCAUAAAUACUAUUUCUUACCUGAGCACCGAUAGGUAUCAGUCACAGGCUGUGCUCCUUGAACAUCUGCGUAAAGGUAGUAGUCUCUCUCUCCCUAAAACUCUUAGGAGAGGCCAGCAUUUUACACCUGGGAAUAAUAUCAAAGUUAUAAAAAGAAGUGGGCAGAGUUGCUGGGUGUGAAAACAGCUGUGGUGAUCAGAUCCCUGGAGCCUUGUUACCUGGGUGCUUCAGAAGAGAACUUACAUCGUUCCUAGGGGGUGGGCAGUGGUAACACCUUCAGGGCAGCAGGGAGCCUCCCAGGGAGACUAUCAUUUUGAGGAAGAUAGCUGUUGCUGGGAAAAUCCCAACUGCAUUCAUCUUCUCUGACCUUAAUUCUUAGAACAGUUUCGGGGUGUCACAGCUUCAUAGGGCCAGUGUUUCUCAGCCCUGAUUGUCCUUUACAACCACCUGUGACGCUUUUGAAAAAACACAUCAUGCCUACCCUCCCCUGUGCUCAGCACACAGACACAAGAGUAUAAUCAGUAAUGUUUCGUUUUCAGGCUUGAGAAACCACUCACUAAUUCAUAUGUGGGUGCUUGGUAUAUGGCUAUAUUCUGAGACAGAAUCAGAACAGAUAUUUCUUAGGAUUUGUAAAAGAUACACAUACACAUAACAUAUACAGUACAAUAGUUCUUAAGCUUCUCUAAUGAAACUUAUGAAUCUGGUAUGUGAAGUGACUCAUGGAUUAAAAGAUUUGUUUUUAGUAAAUCAUUUCUCCUUUAAAUGUGAAAUAUCAAAAACAACACAGGUACAAUGGAAUUAUAAAAGAACGACAACAACUUUCUUCUAAAAUAGGCCCAGUAGGGUAGUUAUACUUCUGAGACGUGGAAUGUGCUUGUUGAUAUGGAGACAAAAUAGUCCACUUUUCUGUGAUUUUGUAACGACUUGAAGAUCAAGGUUUUCUUCUAGAAGAACCAAACCAGGGUAGAGAUGGAUUAACUGGAUUUUAAAAGAAAUAAAAAUUUUGCUAAAGUGAAAUCUAAAGAUCCUUAAUCUGUUUCUAAUCCCGGAUGAUGUUUUUUUAGAGACUUUGUUAAAGGCAAGAUGAAGCGAUCAGAAGACUUGCUCUCUGAGAUUUCUGAGGGAAAGCUGGCAUCACCACCUGAGUUUUUGUGCCACUUUAUUUAUAAAUAAAUUUGGAAAAUUUUAUUUAUUCUCUUAUAAGCCAAAAGCCACAACUAAUAACCAACGAAGUAACCAUAUACUGCUACUCCGUUAAUUCAGAGACCGACCUUGGGCCCAGGACUCCCUACAGUGGUCUUUAGGGUAUUAAAUUGUCGUGUUGACAGCUCUUUUCUUCAGAUGCAGUUUCUCUCGUUGCAUAUGAAAGCUAAUACGUUUAUGAUUUUUUAAAUUACCGACAAAAUGCUUACUAGAAUACCUUGUUUAAUGACUUAUUUGCUUCCUUCUAGUCUGUAGAUGUGGACUGGCCCCCUGCCCUGGAUGACUAAUUUUCAGAUUUGAAGAAUAGGGCUUUCCUGGAAUGGGGUGGACAUCCGUUCAGCAUACACUGCAAAAUGGCUGUUUACCCACCAUAACGGUGUCUUGGAAGCUGUUUGGAUCAUGUUGAUCUGUAUGUUUUUUUAAAUUUGCUGUAACAUCUCAGGAUCUAUAUAUGUUAAAUUGCUCUAAGGAUGUCUUAUAAUUCUUCUUGCUCUUCCUCCAGCCCCUGCAAAGCAAAAUAUGAAAUGAAACCAUUCUCGCUUUUAAUUAUUUCUCUUAGAGAGGUAUGCCAACAGGAUAUGUUCUGUUAAUCCGAGAAGUUAAAUUUUCUUUUAGUAAGAUUUCCCUCCACAAGAGACAUCCAAAAACCUGUUGCUGUUGAGUUGAUUCUGCCUCAUAGCGACCCUAUAAGUCAGAGUAGAACUGACCUAUAGGGUUUCCAAUGCCGUAAUCUUUAUGGAAGCAGGCUGCCACAUCUUUCUCCUGCGGAGCAGCUGGUGGGUUUGAACCACCGACCUUCCGGUUAGCAGAGGAGUGCUUAACAACUGCGCCGCCAGGGCUCCUUUACAAGAGACAUACCACCUUUAAAAUAUGGUUCUAAAUUUUUAAAGUUAUCUGAAUCAAAAUUACUGUAUUUCCUGCAAAUAAUGUGCCCAUAAAUAUAACGUGCAUAGCAUGACUAGGAAAAUAAUGCAUGAGGGGGUUGUGCAGUUGGCAGAAAUAUAUAAUGCAUGCUAUUUGUGUACAAAUACAGUAGAUCUAUGCAGCUAUAGAUAUACAGCAGCACAGUAACCUAUAAUACUCUCAAAUCUCAAAUGCAAAUCUGAGGUCAUUAGUAUUUUUCCGGGUCAGCCUCGAGCUAUUACCAAUAGAAGGGCUUUUGAGUAUGAUCUGUCACAAAUCUUAAUGACCUCAAGUUAGUGUUUUGACAAACUAAAAUUGUCAAUACCUUUCCCGUGGAGGGAAAAUAAAACCUUUGGAACUGAGGUAUACCGUGGUGAGAGAACUUCUUAAGUCUUUUAAAUAAGGAGACACGAGUGCCUACAACUAUUUAAUACAACUUCAAUGCCAAGGAUCAGAUUAUGAAAAAUGUAGAUUGCUGAACAAAGGUAAGCUGGCAUUAUUUCAGAGUGCUUCAGUCUCUUAUCCCAUUUCAGAUAUGGUAAGGUGGAUGAGUGUUAUUAUCUCCAUUUUACAGAUAUGGAAACCAAAGAAUAGAGAUUAAGUGACUUGUCUAAAAUUGUUACUUCCAUAUCUAGGACUAUAACCGAAGUUUCCUGGUCUCUGGGGUCCUUUCUAAUAAACCCUAUACUGAGCACCUACUGUGUGAAGGGGGUACCUGAAGAUGACAUUUUAACUCGUGUAACUGUGAGUUUUAACUGACUUGGGAUUUAGAUAACAAAUCAAGGAACUUACUAACAAAUAGGCCAGGUAUAUUUCACAUAGUUUCAUAAAAUUACCAUUUGUUGGUAAAUCAAGCAUCAGUUGAUAUUGUGAAGAGGAAAAACAUAUUAAAUAAGACAAACCCAAAGAAAAUAAAUGGGUCAUUAAAAGUUCCAGAAAGAACCUCAUUUAGGUGUGAUUUCCAUCACCCUGAUUACACUACUUCAGCUUACUCUAGAACACAAUGACUUGGACAGUAUUGGACUACUGUUUCCUAUCUCAAUAUUAAAACAUUGUUCGUAGACACGAAGAUGUAUUAUUCACUUUAGAAAUCGGGAAAACGUUUAACAAGAUUGUUAACUGCCGUAAAGAAGUCAGCCCACCACUCUGAAACUAUGUGUUUCAUGUAUGAACGAUAGUGAAUCUCCAAUACCGGAAAAUGAGCCAGGGUAACAGAAAGAAACUUUUGAAAAAAGGUAAGAACCGCUGUGUGAAUAUUUCUCAGUUUCUGGGGGAAAUUUUGCUUUAAAAGAUUUAAGUAGUUCGGAAGAUAGUCUUUUGCACAUUUCUCUUUGACUCAGCUUUGAAGCCAGUGGACCUGAAAAAUGGAAGCUUCAAGAACCUGAGCAAACUUAAGUUAGAAGACUGCUAAUUCUGAAAUUUAUCAGUUUAUGCAAAAUUUCAAAGAAUAAACAUUAGCUAUAAAUACUGUACUGAUUCCAAAUGUUCACAUAAUUAGGAGACACAGCUUGUUAAAAACUAAUGCAGGUCUCUGUUUUAUGCAGAACCGGGAGCAUUAGGUGAUGACAGUACUAUAGUUUCACUUUUGCCUAUAUGAACUAUGUUAACAUUCGUUUUAUGAUUUCCUUUUAUAGCUUUGUUUCAAUUCGCAGUAUUUUAAUAACACUUUGAGAACGGGUCGGUCGCACUUCUUAGUAUCUCUUUAUCCCAAAUAUAGUCUGUGGUUUAUUUUAGGAAAAAACAUCAACUCUUAAUACCUGGAAAAGUCAAGAAAAAAUAAGUUGGUAAAAUGAAAAUUUUCCAAGUUUUUAAGAUAAUCGGUUAUAUUUGCAAGUUAUCUGAAAUAAAUUUAAAAGUUAAAUUUCCAUUUCCUAAAAUAAAUUAACAUCUUAUUUUGGUAGAUAUUUUCUUUUUUGAGCUUAAUUCUUUGAUUUUUAACUCUAAAUAAGAGAAUGAACUGUUGUGCAAACUUUUCUGAGUUGAUUUUUAAAAAUGGCACCCUUUUUUAUUAUGAAAUAAAUAUUACUUUUAUGAUGACAUUUUAAUUUUUUUUCAUUUUGAAAUAAUUUCAAACUUACAGGGAAGUUGCCAGAAAAGCAUGAGACUUUCUUCCUGAACCAUCAAGCUGGCGCAGACUCACCACCCCGAAUACAUUAGUGUGACUCCUACAAACACAGAUAUUCUUCUGCUUAACUGUGACACAGCCAUUAAAACUGGGUGAAGUUAGCACCCUCCACCACUGUCAUCUAAUCCACAUACCACGCUCACAUCUGGCACAUUGUCCCAACAGUGUCCUUCACAGCCAGUGAAUUCAUUCCAGGGAUCACACUUUGCAUUUGGGUAUGUCUUUGUCUCCACCAACCUGAAACAUCUCCUCUUUCCUCCACUUUUCCAUUACUUUGACAUUUUUUGAAGAUUUCAGGCAUUAUUUUGUAAAAUUCCCUCGGUUCGGGUUUGCCUGAUGUUUCUCGCCAAAGAAACAUUAUUAGGCUUAGGUUGUGCCUUCUUGGCAAGAAAACUACCGGAGAGACAUUGUGUUCUUAUUCCAUCGUUUCGGGUGACACGUUACCAGUUAGUGGUGACUGGGAUUUGAUCAGUUGACUAAGGUAACGUCUGUCAAGCUUCUCCAGUUUGAGUUACGCUUUUCCUGUUGUGACUAAUAACUAUCUUGUAGAGACCAUCAAACUUACUAUGUGAAAAUCAGCCAUUGAUGAUUUCUGCCUGAAUCAGUUAUAACAAUGAUUGCCAAAUAGUGGUUUUCUAACUCCCAUCAUCCCUCCUACCUUUGUUGGUUGGCAUACCAUUGACAGGUAGAGCUUUCCCCUCUCUGCCAUUUAUUUAUUCAUUUAUUUCUAUCACUGCAUUCGUGACUCCCUGUUUUAGUCAACGGAUUUUAAUCUGCUAACAUUAUUUAUUUUGAUGUUCAGAGUGUUCAAGAUUCGGCCAGUGGGAGCCCCUCCCAGUUGGCUCCUGUGUCCUUUUUACAGGAACCCACCAUUCUUUGAGCAUGUUCUUGCUUUCUGACACCAAAUGAAAUACCAGGCUCAUCUUGUGUUUUCCCUGCACCAGACCUGGGAUGGGCUAUUCCUUUAAGAAGCCCUGGUUCCUUUUAGUGGGAAAUGGGAUUCAGAAACCAAGAUCUGGGUACGAGGUGUGCUCAUGUUGCGGUGAUGCUGUUCCUAAGCUCUCUCAUGGAACGGAGCUAGGGAACACACACAUACACCCCUAUGUAUUUGUCUCUACGGAUGUUCAAAACGGAGUGUACGCCAGUACGUCUAAUUCCAAUCUCACACCUCAUUCUAGUUUUCUUCCUUUCCACAGUUGUAACACCCUUCUCCGAAAGUGAGAAGUCAGUUCCCACUGUUGUUGUUCUUAGGUGCCGUGGAGUCGGAUCCGACUCCUAGCGACCCCGUGUCCAACAGAACGAAACACUGCCUGGUCCUGCGCCACCCUCACAAUUGUCGUUGUGCUUGA